Hydractinia symbiolongicarpus is the source of this 1490-nucleotide messenger RNA. RefSeq names its product nucleolysin TIAR-like. Lineage: Eukaryota; Metazoa; Cnidaria; Hydrozoa; Anthoathecata; Hydractiniidae. Bases 123 to 1373 code for a protein of 416 amino acids. The record is from RefSeq and is a predicted model, not a curated record. The transcript has 13 exons. Gene Ontology annotation, molecular function: poly(U) RNA binding; poly(A) binding; mRNA 3'-UTR binding. Gene Ontology annotation, cellular component: cytosol; cytoplasmic stress granule; ribonucleoprotein complex.
UCACGCAUGCGUAAAAGAUUCCUUUUUUCCAGAAUUUUCAACGAGGUUGGUUUAGUCUGAAAAGUGAUCGAAACCACCCACUUAAAAUUAAUAUAUACCGACAAAUAAAAUACAAUAUCACAAUGGAGCCAAGCGAUGUCCCAGAUUCAAAUGCAACAGUCCUAUAUGUAGGAAAUUUAGACAAGAGAGUUACAGACCAAAUGAUGUUAAAUAUAUUACGAACUGGACUACAACAUAUAAAAGACAAAAUACAUUCAGCUAGCAUGUUUCCUCCAACUGACAUGAAUAGUAUGGAGGGAUAUUGUUUUGUACAGUUUGAGGAUAAUAAUUCUGCAUGCCAAGCAAUGACGUUUCUAAAUGGUAGAGAGUUUUGUGGAAAGAAAGUCAAAGUGAAUUGGGCUACAAACUCUGGAACUGGGGGUGUUCCAAAAGUCAUUGGAACUAGUGUAGCAAUAUAUGUUGGAAACUUAGAUGAUGAUAUAAAUGAAAACGAUUUGAAGGCAGCAUUUGAAGUUUUUGGUGAAAUACUAAAUGUUAAAGUAGUACGUGAUCCUGCAACAAACAGGAGUAAAAAUAUUGGUUUUAUCUCUUUCACAAAUAAACCAGAUGCAGAAAAGGCUAUUAGAGAUAUGCAUGGCGCUAUGCUAAGGGGACGUGCAAUUAAAACGAAUUGGGCUACUCGUAACCAAAACCAGAAAAAAGAGGAACUAGAUUAUGAUGAAGUAUAUAGCUCAACUAGUUCUGAAAACUGCACUGUAUACGUGGGCGGAAUACCAAAUAAUGUAUCAGAUGAUGUUGUCAGAAGACAUUUUGAGGAUUAUGGAAAAAUUGUAGAUCUGCGCAUAUUCGCUGCUAAAAACUAUGCUUUUAUAAAAUUCGAAAGUCACGCGGCUGCAGCAACUGCGAUAUGCAAAACCAAUGGCACUGAACUGAAUGGAUCUUGUUUAAAAUGUUGGUGGGGUAAAGAAGGACCAGACUCUGGCAGUUCUGGAGGACACAGCAACUAUUCAAAUAAUUCAUCACAUAGCAACUACAGUCACAGUAACUCAAGUGAUUCGUCGCAUUCAUACAACCAAUCAAACAUGACUCCACAGCAACAACAGCAAUAUAUGCAGUACAUGUACAAUAACCCAUAUUAUCAACAACAGUAUUACCAGUACUGGAUGCAACAAUACCAAAUGCAAAUGCAAAACAUGCAGAACACCCAAGGUGGAGCUGCAGGCGCUGCAGGGCAACAACAGCCAGCAGGAUACCAGUAUCAAGGUUACCAGCAACAACAACCAGGUGGAAACGCUGGAUACGGACAACAACAACAGCAACAAAAUCCUCAGCAAGGGGGCGCAGGAUUUCCGCCACAGAGUUAUCAAAAUUGAAAGAGAGGAAGAUCUGAUAUCGCUUACGUUGAACUUAGACCAGCCAAAUUGCGCCAACCAGGAUGGCCACAUUGUAAUGCAUUUGUCGUGAAAUAGUCUCUUUUUAUUGUUUUAUAA